CUAAGAUGAAGAAGAGUGAUCGAUUUCCUCAUAGUGCUGCUAAUCUUGUUAUGUUGCUCGCUUAGCUUAUAUGGAAUCGCGUUUUGCAAUUUGCAUGACAGACAAAAAUGAUGGUCGCAACAAGAAGAGCAUACGGAUACGCAGAACACCAAGGGUCCACGGAGCUCCUUGUGAACCACAUCAUGGACGAGGCAGUGGUGGACCAAGGUAAAGCAGGAGGCGGACUAAGUGCCGCUCCUUCAUCGACAAGUGAAGCGCUACGCAACAUCUUACGCAACAUCUGGAUGGAAUUUGAAGCGAUUACAAAGUCCAUACCUUUACCAACUACGAACAAUCCAAGUCAACUACAGGAGCAUGGACUACUUGAGAAUAAGAAGCUUCUCCUCGUCGACUGUUUCGAAAGGUCUAUUAAAUCGCGACUUUCACCGACACAUCCAUUUCACCUCUCAAGAACGCAGCUACACUUUGCAGUGCUGGUGUAUUGUUGCUCCUGUAGCAGGGCUCACAUCGGAAGCGGAGUCUACGCGUCAUUACUUCAACGAUUGGACUCUUGGUUUGUAGACGAAUUGCGACUUUGGUUGGAAGCGACUAGUACUUGCGCAGGAGAACAAGGAGAUGCUGAUGCUCCUCUUGAGGACAAGAUGAAUUGGCGAAAUUUCAUAGCCGAGAACGAUAUGCAGGGAUUACGCGGAUACCUCGUGGAACGAGGAGACCUAGUACGUUUAUUUGCCGAGAACGAUAUGACAAGAAGGACCUCCAAUCUUUCCAAUGCAGCCU
Molecule: messenger RNA, 777 nt
Organism: Amoebophrya sp. A25
Lineage: Eukaryota; Dinophyceae; Syndiniales; Amoebophryaceae
Source: the annotation of a GenBank genome assembly